Molecule: messenger RNA, 5073 nt
Organism: Ostrinia nubilalis (European corn borer)
Lineage: Eukaryota; Metazoa; Arthropoda; Insecta; Lepidoptera; Crambidae
Exons: 3
Coding region: 1-5073 (1690 amino acids)
Molecular function (GO): RNA-DNA hybrid ribonuclease activity; nucleic acid binding
Source: RefSeq, a predicted model, not a curated record
AUGGCUACCAUCCGAACCCCAGCUAAAAGUAAGACGGACAAUGACAGGAGCCCCAGGCUCUCCCCUGAGACGGCUAAGGCUGGCCUUAGCCCCAACGCCGCCGCGACAUCUAAAGUGAGGCGUAGCAUAGGAGAGUGGGAAGCGGGACUCAGUGAACCCCGGCCUUGCACAUCGAAGACACACCCGCAUACCCCCGAGCAGCCGGAGCAGGGCAAGGCACCUGCACCUUCUCGGACGGUGAAACAGAAGGCUGCGUCUCCUCGACAGCUCAAAGAGCUGCCGACGCGAAGGCCGUCUGCGGACACGGCCGAGGAGGUGCAGAUGCCAGCGCCGAAGAAGAGGGGGCCCACCGGCAGGAUGGCCGAAGCUAGAGACUGGCUCGUGUACGCGAAAUUUAAUGUUAAUAAAUCUCGCAACAUGAAGACAGACCUCAAGGCUGGGGCCAUCCUGGCGGUGGACAACCUCUACCGGCUGAUUAAGGAGUACGCGGAGGAACUUACCCGUAAGACGACCGGCGCGAAGACACCCGCAGCCGCAGCAACAACGCCACCUGAAACAAAAAGUGUUGGGGUUAAUACUGAGGAAAUAGGACUGAAUGAGGGACGGAUGGGAAAUGAUGUGGACGAAGGGAGAAGGGAUAUGGGGACGAAGGACAUUGUGGAGCUCCUCAAGGUCCAGGGGGAGACUAUAAACAAGACUUACCUGGAGCUUGAGAAGCUGCGACAGGGACUUGAAGCGGAGAAAACGGCACCAAUAUCUUACGCCGAGGCUGCUGCCACAACAUCGGGUAGACCUGGCGCGAUCCGGCCGGCGCUGCACUCUGUAAUCAUAACAUCAAAAGAUGAGAAAGAGACCGGGGACGAGGUACUGGACAGAGUGCGCAAAUCGGUGAACGCCAAGGACGGGUGGGUGACCGUGGAACGAGUCCGGAAGGUGAAGGAUCGGAGAGUGGUGAUCGGGUGCAAGACGGAGGAGGCUCGACGGCGUGUAAAGGAGCGCCUUAAGGGUGCAGAGGACCAUCUCACCGUCGAGGAAAUUAAGAACCAUGACCCCAUGGUGGUUCUGAAGGACGUCCUUAAGAUGAACAGUGACGAGGACAUAAUGGCGGCCUUCAAGAACCAAAAUGGGGAGGUUCUUAAGGGACUCAACGGAGAGGAUGCCAAAUUCGACAUCAAGUACAGACGCAAGGCGAGGAACCAGCAUUGCGACCACGUAGUGUUGAGGGUGUCGCCGCGUCUGUACAACAAUUUGGUAGGCCGGGGAUACGUGCACAUUGAUAUGCAGCGUGUGAGGGUUGAGGACCAGUCGCCCCUGGUCCAGUGCUCAAUGUGUUUGGGGUAUGGCCACGGACGCAAGUUCUGCAGGGAGAGUGUUCCCAAGUGCAGCCAUUGCGGUGGCCCCCACAUGAAACAGGACUGCGCAGAUUGGAUGGCGGGGGACAGCCCUAGAUGUUGCAACUGCACGGCGGCAAAGUUCUCGGAGAACCUGGAGCAUAACGCCUUUAGCCCUGAAUGCUCAGCCAAUCUCCAAAGGUGCUCCCAAGCAACAGACGAGCUGAUGAUGGAAGCUGCGAAGGGGAAACUUGCCUUUGCGCUAGUCCAGGAGCCUUACACCGGAGCCACCAGGAUACUCAAGACCUACCGAGGGACCAGAGUGGUGCAGAGUGCGGUGAGCGGAGGUGGGACGGUAAAGGCAGCAAUCGUGCUGUUCGACGACAGCAUCGACCUGACCUUGUGCCCUACGCUCACCACCGAGAACAUAGCAGUUGCUAAGCUCAGGACCGCGGCGUGGGAGAUCUUGGUGGUUUCGGUGUAUCUGCAGGGCGAUGGCGACAUCGAAGCGGACAUUGGGAGCAUCAGGGAUAUCUUGGAGAGGACGGGGGGCAGGAGCACGGUGCUGGGGGGAGAUGUGAAUUCCUGGAGCAUCUGGUGGGGGAGUGUUGACACAAAUAGAAGGGGAGAGACACUUGGAGCGGCACUUGAUGAGAUGGGCCUACACAUACUCAACAGAGGAACCGAACCCACGUACGAUUACCACAGAGGAGGGCGAAGGUACACAAGCUGCGUGGACAUAACAACUUGCACGGAGGACCUGCUAGACCGAGUCGACAACUGGAGGCUGAACGCUGACAUGACUGUAUCCGACCACAGGGCAAUUCUUUUCGAAAUAAAAUUGGAAAAAUCAAAGGGGAUAGAUGUAAAAAGAACCACUAGAAAAUUUAAUACAAGGAAGGCAAACUGGGUUGAGCUCCGAGAGGAGCUCACUCUUAUCUGGGAAAGGGAUAGAAUUAAUAGAGAGGAAAUAGGAAGUGUUACAACUAAGGAAGAAUUAGAUAAGAAAAUAGAGCAGUAUACUAAAGGGAUAGAUGAGGCGUGUGAGAAGCACAUACCCAAAAUUAAGGAAGGGAAAAGAAAAGGAUUGCCUUGGUGGACGGAACAGUUGUCAGAAAAGAAAGCGGAAGUAAAGAGACUCAGAAGAAGAAUAGCGGGAGCAGCUCAGGAGCGCCGGGAGGUUGUUCUCCAGGAAUACCUCCAGGCAAAGAAUGAGUACACGCGGCUUGUUAAAAACACUAAAACCGAGAGCUGGAAGAGCUUCUGUGGUAAACAAGAGCGAGAAAGUAUGUGGGACGGCAUUUAUCGAGUGAUAGGCCGGACGACAAAUCGCCAAGAAGACACUCCACUGAUCAGGGACGGUAGAGUCAUGGAGGGAGAUGGGUCCGCAAAACUUCUGUCGGAGACCUUCUACCCCAAGGAUGACAUUCAUGAGGAUAAUGAAGCUCACAAGGCACUGAGACUAAGAGCGGAAACGGUGAAUGAGGGGGAAGAUGAUGACUCAUCCGACCCCCCAUUCACCAUGGAAGAACUCAGGUGGGCAGUGGAGAGCUUCAAUCCCAAGAAGGCCCCGGGGGUAGACGGAUUAACGGCAGACAUAUGCAGAGUGGCCAUAAACCAUGACCCUAAACUGUUCCUGGAGUUUGCUAAUAAGUGCCUGAGUGUCUAUCACUUUCCCACAAUCUGGAAGGAGGCAGUGGUCGUUAUCUUGCCCAAGCCAGGAAAGGAGAACUACACAACCCCCAAAUCGUACCGGCCGAUUGGACUUUUGCCGGUGCUGGGGAAGAUCUUUGAGAAGAUGCUGGUACGACGGAUCAGAUGGCACACAGCAGACCACCUGUGCAAAACGCAGUAUGGGUUCACACCGCAGCGCAGUACCGAGGACUCCCUCUACGACAUGAUGACACACAUCAAGAGCGGCCUCAAGCGAAAGAAGAUCAUGGUGAUGGUGUCGCUUGAUAUAGAGGGAGCCUUCGAUAGCGCAUGGUGGCCCGCGAUCCGAUGCAGAUUAGAGGAGUUAAAGUGUCCAAAAAACAUCCGGAAAGUCGUGGAUAGUUAUCUCACAGAUCGCAUGGUGAGGGUAAGGUACGCAGGAGCGGAACACGCUGUCGAAACCACUAAGGGAUGUGUCCAGGGGUCUAUCGGGGGACCAACCUUCUGGAAUAUUCUGUUGGACCCACUGCUGAAGGGACUUGGAAAUAGGGGAGAUUACUGUCAGGCCUUCGCGGACGACGUCGUGCUGGUGUUCUCCGGGGAGACGGCCCAAGAAGUUCAGAGACAGGCAAAUGCCGCUCUGGCCUAUGUUUGGGAUUGGGGUGUCGCAAAUAAGCUAAAGUUUGCACCACAUAAGACCAAUGCAAUGGUGAUAACAAACAAGCUCAAACACGACACCCCGAUCCUGAGCAUGGGCGGGGGGGACAUUGCUUUGUCGAAAGAGAUUAAGUUGUUGGGCCUUACGAUAGACGAAAAACUCACGUUCAAUUCACACGUGGCAAACGUCUGUCGUAAGGCACUCAACAUCUAUAAACAACUGGCUAGAGCAGCCAAAGUCGAAUGGGGGCUCUCGUCGGAGAUCAUCAGGACGAUUUACGUCGCCGUUAUAGAGCCGAUCAUCAUGUACGCGUCGAGUGCAUGGUCACCAGCUGCCAGCAAAUUGGGAAUCAGGAAACACCUAAACGAGGUGCAACGUGGUUUUGCUCAAAAAAUGGUUAAGGCGUACAGGACGACCUCGCUCAACUCGGCUCUGGUACUCUCCGGGCUGCUUCCACUUGAUCUUAGGAUCAGAGAGGCAGCCUCUCUUUAUGAGAUAAAGAAAGGAUAUUCCCGGAGAGUAGUAGAAGACCGAGCAGUAGAAGUGCCGAUACCUUACGCAAGGGCACCUCAUCCAGCCAAAAUAGCAUACCUAGAGUUUGGGAUGGUGGAAAAUAGUGCAGAUCUCAUCCAGAGAGUCAAUGACGGACCCCAAGUCUUUACAGACGGAAGCAAGAUAGAGGGGAAGGUCGGCGCAGCCUUAUCAUUAUGGAAUGAUGGUGCGGAGAUCACGGUCAAGAAACUUAAACUGGAGGAGUUCUGCACUGUUUUUCAGGCCGAACUUCUUGCAAUAACUAAGGCAACAGCAAUAAUUAAGGCACAUAGGACCGGUGGAAUCUUCAGUAUCUACAGCGACUCCAGAUCUGCGCUGGAGACAAUCACCCGUGGCGUUUCUCUCCAUCCUCUCGUGAUUGAGACCAGGAAGAACAUCCAAGAGGCAGCUGAAAACGGCAAAACCAUCAAACUCUUCUGGAUCAAGGCCCACGCGGGGAUGGAGGGAAACGAGCGGGCGGAUGAGCUCGCGAAAGAGGCAGCGCUUAGACUAAAGAAGAAACCGGACUAUGAUGAGUGCCCUAUCUCAUUCGUUAAGCGUAUUUUACGCCAAGAUACGAUUGGCGAAUGGGAAAAGCGGUACCAAACGGAGCAGACCGCAAAAACCACCAAGUUGUUCCUCCCAAGCGCAGCGCAGGCGUAUAGGAUGAUCAGGAGCGUGCAACCCUAUGGGAAACUCACGCAGAUCCUCACGGGGCACGGUGGGUUCGCCCAAUACUUGAACCGAUUCAAGUGUCGGGAGAGCCCAUCGUGUGCGUGUGAUGAUCUGGUUGAGGAGACAGUCCCCCACUUGCUGGUGGAAUGCCCGAUUUUCGAAAGAUUGAGAUUCGACCUAGAACAGGCAAUAGAUUACUCGCCUCCUAGCGACACGAAACGCUAA